Messenger RNA from Acanthopagrus latus (yellowfin seabream), 867 nucleotides. Its product is annotated as zinc finger protein 383-like. Gene Ontology annotation, molecular function: DNA-binding transcription factor activity, RNA polymerase II-specific; RNA polymerase II cis-regulatory region sequence-specific DNA binding. Gene Ontology annotation, biological process: regulation of transcription by RNA polymerase II. The record is from RefSeq and is a predicted model, not a curated record. NCBI's taxonomy places the organism in Eukaryota, Metazoa, Chordata, Actinopteri, Spariformes, Sparidae. Gene Ontology annotation, cellular component: nucleus.
AACCAUAUUCUUGCAAAACAUGUGGGAAAGCGUUUAGCCUCUUUGCAAACUUAAAACGUCACAUGAGAAUUCACAAAGAUCAGAAGCCUUUUAUCUGUGAAAUGUGUGGGAAGGCUUUCAGCCAAUGUACAAAAUUAGCUGAUCACAUUAGAGUCCACACAGGUGAGAAACCGUUUACUUGCAAAACAUGUGGGAAAGCCUUCAGUCAACAUGCAAACAUAGUGAAACACAUGAGAACCCACACAGGUGAGAAACCGUUUAUUUGCAAAACAUGUGGGAAAGCUUUUAGCCAACGAGGACACAUGGCAGCGCACAUGAGAAUUCACACUGGUGAGAAACCGUUUACUUGCAAAACAUGUGGGAAAGCGUUCACACUAAACAGUAACUUAAGAGAUCACAUGAGAACCCACACAGAUGAGAGGCCAUAUUCUUGCCAGACAUGUGGGAAAGAUUUCAAGUGUAAUAGUCACUUGAAUCAACACAUGAGAACCCACACAGGUGAGAAACCAUUUACUUGCAAAACAUGUGGGAAAGCUUUCAGCCAACAAGCACACAGAGCGAAACACAUGAGAACCCACACAGGUGAGAAGCCGUUUAACUGCAAAACAUGGGGGAAACCUUUCAACCAUCGUACAAAAUUAACAUUUCAUAUGAGAAUCCACACUGGUGAGAAACCAUAUUAUUGCAAAGCGUGGGAAAGAUUUCAGGUGUCAUAGUGAAUUGAUUCGACACAUGAGAAUCCACACAGGUGAAAAGCUGUUUAUUUGCAAAAAGUGUGGGAAGACGUUCACGCAAAACAUUACCUUAACAGCUCAGAUGGGAACCCACACAGGUCAGAAACCAUUUACUUGCAAAACGUGGGAAAGA